Linum tenue is the source of this 1050-nucleotide messenger RNA. NCBI's taxonomy places the organism in Eukaryota, Viridiplantae, Streptophyta, Magnoliopsida, Malpighiales, Linaceae. The record is from the annotation of a GenBank genome assembly.
GCCCUGCUCUAACAGUGGGCCUUAACAAAAGUAUGAAGCCCAUAAACACGGACAGUUUGCCUCCAACAAAGAGCAGGCCGAAGCGCGCCGGCCAUCCCCGUGUCCGAGAUUCCCUUCUGCCGCCGACGGUGAGCUUAGCGAUUUACAAACACUUGCAGAGACCAGACCAGUCACCGAGCUCUGAAUCUGUAGUCGGCGAUCGCAGUAACUCCUUGGCGCUGAAGACUGCGUUUCAGUUUUUUUUAGUGCAUUGCGCCUUCAAAGUUCCAGACUUGGGGGUUAUGGUUUCGUUCUCAUUACCGGCUAGGAAAAAUUGGAGCUGUGUGAUAGUGACGAUUGAAAUGGUUGUGUUGCAGCUUUAUAAGGAAUGUCUUCGAAGAGCUAAGUACGUUGGUCAUCAGCAACACAAUACUGCGUUGUUGGUUGAAAUGGUGAGGCAGCAGUUUAAAAAGCACAAGCACGAGAUCGACCCUGACAAAAUCCAGAAGUUGAAGGACGACGCGGCAAGAGGGCUUAUAAACCACAUGCUAUAUGAAUCUGAGAAGAUGUCUGGACGUAAGUUCAGCAAGAGUGCUUAGUCUACCAGGUUCUUGUUUUCUGCCGAGCAAAGUUACUGUCUUUUUGGUAUAGAAGAACAGAUUGAAUGACAGAAAGAGUUUUCCUUUCUGCGUUCUUGUUGCUUCAGGAAGCUUGCUAGAAGAGUAGUGUUUGAAUGGCUUUCUCUUCUUCCACCAUUUGUCUAUCUGCUAGCUGUUUUUAGAUGCAAGCUUAUUCUGAAAUAAAAUAGCUAUGGGAAUCAAGUUUGUUAAGAAAGAUCAAUCAAUUUUGAAGUGCUUUGUAUCAUUUUCUUCUGUCGAUUGUCGUCCUUUGUUCCCCUUUGUGGAGAGGUGGGCGUAUUAAGUGAUGUAGAGCUUGUCCUGUUCUGUGGAAGCUUAGUAUAGUUUGUAGACAACUGUAUCCUGCUAAGAAUAGCUUGGAACCACCAACUCUUAGAAGGUCUAUUAGGAUUCUCAACUUUGAAAUACAUAAUUUCUUACCUUGCUCAAAUAC